Ipomoea nil (Japanese morning glory) is the source of this 1907-nucleotide messenger RNA. RefSeq lists its product as uncharacterized. Bases 185 to 1738 code for a protein of 517 amino acids. The record is from RefSeq and is a predicted model, not a curated record. The transcript is spliced from 7 exons. Lineage: Eukaryota; Viridiplantae; Streptophyta; Magnoliopsida; Solanales; Convolvulaceae.
GGUAUAAUCUGCGUAGUCCGUACCCUCAAAACCUCCCUCUCGGCUCUCUCUCACACACCAAAGACAAAACCCUGUCACACCUGGCUGUGAUCGUUGCCGGCUUCAACAGUCCGCCGGUUGCUGAAAGUGUUUUGAUAUCCACUCUAGUGGAGUUACAUAGGUAUAUAAAACACAUAAAGUCAUCAUGGGUUAUACAAACACAAACAAGACUUGGGUUGGUAACAUGUACCAUAAGUUUGAGUGUAUAUGCCAGGAUGUUGAUGGUUUCAUAACCAAGGGUACUGCGAAUUAUGUUGGGAAUCAGGUGCAAAGUGUUGGUGACAACAUGAAAAGGUUAUAUUCUGGUGUUGUGCAGGAUUUUCUGUCACCACAUAAUCCUGUAGAACAAGAAGGGCAGUCCACAAGAAGAGAACAAAGCAAUGCAAGUGCAGAAACUGGAUUGUCUUUUCAUAAUGAUGGUGAUGCUGCAAUUUGUAGGAGUUCACAUCUCAACUUCAAGGAGAGUAUGACAAUGGGGGCUCAGGGAUCACAUUCUUCCUGCAAUACAAGUUCUGAAUCACUACAAUCUUCACUUCAUGGUGUAGGACCAACAACUGCCCAGAAAGAUGAUACUCUCAGUAAGAGCUUUCCAGAUGACCCGAAUCUUUCAUUGAGCUGUCAGAUAAAACUAAAAGGAGACUCCAUCCAGGAGGUUAAAAUAGUGACUGAGGAAUUGGGUUCUACUGAAUAUCAAAAUUCAUCUAGAUCACAACUACUUUCUGCCUCGCAUCUUGAGUCCGACUGUAGAACCUCCCAGGAGGAUGAGAUGGUGACUACUAGGGAUGCUACUGAAUUUGUUUCUGAAGGGAGUAGCAUGUUGGUGGAAGAGUUUGUGACGGGCGAAUCUAGUUCCUCUGAUGAUAAGACCUUGUCUGAAGCACUUCAUGAUACAGAUGACGGCAGUGAGUUCACAGAUGAUGGGACAAUGUUUAGUAGCUUUUCUAGUGCUUCUUGUCAUGUUUCUGAUGCAUCACAUGAUUGGAGACAAUUGCAUGGGAAGACCAUGCGGGUGGAGCAAUCACUGAAUCUGGGAUCAGACUCUUCUGAAGAUAUUGCAUUGAAGUCCCAUACGUUUUCAAAUGAUCAAGAUCACAAAUCUCAGGUUACUUCAGUAACUUCACUCAAUGAUCCAGGACUUGGGUCGUUUCAUAAAAGAACCAGAGAACAUGGCAGGCAUGCUGAUUCUGGCGAGUGUGGUUCUAGAGUCUCUAGUGACCUGAAGUUCCCCACAUCCUCUGCUACUUUUUCCUGUGUAAACAAUGCUAUUGAUGUGAUGCCGGAUUUCUGCAGCACUGCAUCGUCUUCAGAUUUUAGAGGUGCAUCAGAAGAUGAUCUCAAGCAUGGUUUUCAGCAUAAUCAAUUGACAGCUCUUAUUUCUCCUGUGGAAACAGAUCCUUGCAUGGAAACGAUUGAUCUAUCUGAUAAGGAGAAACUUGACUUUAGCUGCGUCCAAAUGGAUAGCAAUAAACCACUCAACACUGUCUCUUCAGGACCAAGAAGAUUGAAAUCUUACAAGAAAUUAAUACAAGAUGCUUUAACUUCUCGGAAGAAAUUAGUUACUGAGUACAAGCUGUUGGCGAUUUGGUAUGGAGAUAUCGAUCCAGAAGGCUGCCAACAUUCAAUGGAUAGCCCUGCUAAUGUCCCUGCAACAUCUUUACAGUCAUGCAAAUGCUGUGAAUCUGGAUGGGAACUUCUGUAGAUAAGCCAUUUACUUGUCUUGUACAGACAAAUGGUAGUUUGAGCUGUUCAUUGUCAAUAAGUUGCCCACACAAUUCCUUCUUUUGGCAAUAUUUGAAUUCAACAGAAUUCCUUCUUUUGACAAUAUUUUAGUAGACUAAAUUUCCAUUUUUGGUUCUCUGACUAUUGUU